This is a messenger RNA of Heterobilharzia americana, 420 nucleotides long. The record is from the annotation of a GenBank genome assembly. NCBI's taxonomy places the organism in Eukaryota, Metazoa, Platyhelminthes, Trematoda, Strigeidida, Schistosomatidae.
AUGUCCGUUUCAGGAAUAUAUGAAUCGAUGAAGGAGUUACUUGAAUGCGCCAAACUGGAUAGUUCGUUUACUGAGAAGAUAUUUCAGUCAGUGAAAUUCGAUUGUCCAUUAUUAUCUGAAGAGUACAAAUUGAUUGAAGUACCGAAUUGGUUAGCUAGUGAGUUGACGAAUGGAGGAGAAAACAGUGUUAUAACUUUGAAGGAUGAACCUAAGCCUAACAACACAGGACAUGUCUUCGCUUGUACAAGUGACAAGACUUUUUCGGUUAUAGAAGCAGAAACUUCGAAUACACUUCUUUUAGCCUCUAAAUGGUGGCUACCUUCAACUGACUGUCCUCAAGAAAACUUGGUCUUCGUUACGCCAAUUCAGGCUAUAAAAAAAACUAUUUUGAAUUUCAGCGGUGUUCGGCUCCUUCUUUGA